Heterostelium album PN500 is the source of this 1248-nucleotide messenger RNA. RefSeq names its product protein serine/threonine kinase. NCBI's taxonomy places the organism in Eukaryota, Evosea, Eumycetozoa, Acytosteliales, Acytosteliaceae. Bases 1 to 1248 code for a protein of 415 amino acids. The record is from RefSeq and is a predicted model, not a curated record. The transcript is spliced from 6 exons. Gene Ontology annotation, biological process: regulation of mitotic cell cycle; protein phosphorylation. Gene Ontology annotation, molecular function: cyclin-dependent protein serine/threonine kinase activity; ATP binding. Gene Ontology annotation, cellular component: nucleus.
AUGAAUAACACGAUUACCAAGCUAUCGAUAUCAUGUGAUGUUCUAACGGAAUCAUUCUAUUCAACAUUGAACAAAUCGAACCAAUCGAUCAAGUAUCUCAAACUUUUCAAUAUGAAUAGACAACAUUUAGGAUGGACUGGUGAAAUGCUUGUACAAAACAAACAUCUAAAGAAGAUCGAUGUUCGCUCUUAUUUUGCACAUAAAGGUUGGGAAGAAGAUUUCGAAUUCACAGACAUCUUUAUCAAUAAUAUCAACAAUAACUAUACACUAUCAAAAGUUUUAUUAAUCAAAAGCUACAACUAUUUAAGCAAAUUAGUAAAAGAAAUUCAACAAUUUUUAUCAGAAAAGUCAUACAACUUUAAAAUGAUCUAUAACUCCUCGAUUAAAACAUAUGUAAAUUUAACAUUUGGAUUCUUAAUGAUGUCGCCAGUUCCGGACAAUGCUCAUCUUGGUUUGUUCUUGGAGAUAUUCCUCAAAAUACUUGCUACGGUAUGGCUCAAGGAUGUGGAGUCUCUUUAUACCAAUUCAUAUAUUAAUGAUAUGAUUGUUCCAUAUAGUGAUGAUGAAGAUGAUGAUGACUAUAAUAACAAUCAAAAUAUAACAACAACAACAACAAAAAUAGAUGAUCAACCUUUAUCUAGCUCUUCUACUUUAACAGAUAAUAAUACUACUAAUAAUAAUAAUAAUAGUAAUAAUACAAGUAGUAGCAGUAAUAAAUCUAAUAACAAUCAAAAUCAAAAAAAGAGAGAAUUCAAGAAAAUAUAUACAAUUAGAUCGAUCUCUUCAUUUGAGAAGUUAAAUGUACUCGGUGAAGGUACCUAUGGUAUUAAUAAGCAAACCAAUUAUCUAAUUACGAAUCAUUCAAUUUAUACUAAAUUAAUAAAAGAUAGAGCAAAAGAUAAAGAUAAUGAUAGAAUCGUUGCUUUAAAGAAAUUGAAAAUGGAGAAAGAGAAACAAGGAAUGCCUCAAACAUCAUUAAGAGAGAUAGAGCUGUUAAAAGAGAUAGAUCAUGUCAAUGUUGUAAAGUUGCUUGAGGUUGUCACUGGUUCGAGUGAGAACAGUGUCUACUUGGUCUUUGAAUAUCUCGAGAAUGAUCUCGCAAGUCUGGUCGACAGCAUAAGAACGCCAUUCAAAGAAUCGGUUGUAAAAUGUUUCAUAAUGCAACUCUUGAGUGCUGUUGAGUGUCUACAUUCUAAAUGGAUUGUUCAUCGUGAUUUAAAAUGUUCUUCCAUUUCCACAGUCGAUUGA